This is a messenger RNA of Haliotis rubra (blacklip abalone), 8017 nucleotides long. RefSeq names its product cytoplasmic FMR1-interacting protein-like. Gene Ontology annotation, molecular function: RNA 7-methylguanosine cap binding; small GTPase binding. Gene Ontology annotation, biological process: cell projection assembly; axon guidance; regulation of actin filament polymerization. Gene Ontology annotation, cellular component: synapse; neuron projection; SCAR complex. Lineage: Eukaryota; Metazoa; Mollusca; Gastropoda; Lepetellida; Haliotidae. The record is from RefSeq and is a predicted model, not a curated record.
CCUCCCCUUACCAAAGCGGAAGUGUCUCCAUAUUUAUAAUAAUUUUAUCGGAAUUCGUUCUAAUUUGCGUAUAGAAAUGUUACUAUCGUAAUUGCGGACUAGUGCACGGUUUCAGAAGAUAGUUCUAAGAGGCACACCAAGCACAAUGUCUGUGGGGGCAGGUGAGAAGAUCACCUUGACUGAUGCUCUACAGAACGUGGAUGUGCUGGACGAGCUCCACCUGCCAGACCAACAGCCAUGCAUCGAAGCCAUGCCGCAGUCUGUACACUACCGUGCAGACUUCGACACCAACUUCGAGGAAAAGAACGCCUACGUUACUGGUGUUGCCAAAUACAUUGAAGAGGCAACAGUUCAUGCUGAUCUGAACAAGCUGCUGGAGGAGGGGCAGGAGUAUGCCGCCAUGUUGUACACCUGGAGGUGCUGCUCCCGAGCACUGCCACAGGUAAAAAGCAAUGACCAGCAGAAUCGGACACAGAUUUACCAGAAGAUUGUGGAGGUUCUGGAGCCGCAGGUGUCUAGACUGACUGACUUCAUGCACUUCCAGAAAAGAGCCAUUGAAAGAUUUUCUGAUGAGGUUCGCCGUUUGUGCCACAAGGAAAAGAAGAAUGAUUUUGUGUCUGAAGCAUAUCUGCUGACACUUGGGAAGUUCAUUAACAUGUUUGCUGAACUGGACGAGCUUAAGAACAUGAAGGCUAGUGUGAAGAAUGACUACUCUGCAUACAGGAGAGCUGCCCAGUUCCUCAAGGUUAUGGCCGACCCAAAUGUUCUACAGGAGUCUCAGAACCUGUCCAUUAACCUGGCCACCCAGAACAAGAUCCGGUCCACAGUGAAGGAAAACUUGGCCCAGAUCCCCGGCCAUGAAGACCUGCUGGCAGACAUCGUCAACCUGUGUCUGCAGCUGUAUGAAGCUCAGAUGUUCCUGGAACCCAGUGAGAAGUACAUGCUGGUCAAGGUGAUGGCCUUUGGGCUGUUUCUGAUGAACUCCAAAGAAGGCAUCAACAUCUACAAGAUGGAUGCCAAGAAGAGAAUCAACAUCAGCAAAAUAGACAAGAUUCUGAAGCAACUGGAGGUUGUGCCACUGUAUGGAGAUAUGCAGAUAGCUCCAUUCCACUUCAUCAAGAAUGCUGCGGUGUUCGAGCCGUCGAAGUGGCCGUGUUGUGAGUCCAGCCAGCCCAGCCCACAGUCCAACCUGCUGGUCAACCUAGAGGCCAUCGAAGACCACAUGCAGUUCAUUAGCCAGCUGUCUCGUCACAGCAACGAGGCCAUCACUACCACUAGGGAGAAACCGCGGAAGGAUGCGGAGAACAAGGAACUGACAGACUUGGCGCUCCGCGGACUGCAGCUGCUAUCAGCCUGGACACAGCAGGUCAUGGAACUGUAUUCAUGGAAGCUGCUCAACCCGACUGAUCCUCGUCAGAAUCCUUUGUGCCCACAAGAUGCGGAAGAGUACGAGAGGUCUACUCGGUACAACUACAGCAAGGAUGAGAAAUUUGCCCUAAUUGAAGUGAUAGCCAUGAUCAAAGGGCUGCAACUCCUGAUGGCCAGGAUGGAGUCGGUGUUCAUGGAUGCCAUUCGGCGCCACAUCUAUACAGAGUUGCAGGACUUUGUACAGAUGGUACUCAGGGAGCCACUCAGGAAGUCCAUCAAGAAGAAGAAUGAUGUCAUCAAAGUGAUCAUCAUGUCUGUGAGAGACACGUGUGCUGAUUGGCUGAGAGGCGUGGAGCCCCAGGAAGAUCCCGCCUUGCGGGGAAAGAAGGACCCGGAGGAAGGAUUCCACAUCAAAGUCCCCAGGAGGAAUGUGGGGCCCUCCACCACACAGCUGUAUAUGGUACGAACCAUGCUGGAGUCACUGAUCGCAGACAAGAGUGGCGGCAAGAAGACGCUGAGGAAGGACAUCGACAUCCAGCACCUGCAGGCUAUUGACAACUUCCACAAGACUUCCUUCUUCUGGAACUAUGUUCUCAACUUCAACAAGUCCCUGUUCAACUGCUGCGAUCUGUCCCAACUGUGGUACCGAGAGUUCUUCCUGGAGCUGACCAUGGGCAAGAGAAUACAGUUCCCGAUUGAGAUGUCGAUGCCCUGGAUUCUCACCGAUCACAUCCUGGAGACCAAGGAACCAUCCAUGAUGGAUGUGAUUGAUGAUCCUGAUGAUGAUGAUGAUGAUGAUGAUGAUGAUGAUCCUGUGAUGAUGAUCCUGGGAGUUGUGUUUGUUGGCCAGGUGAAUCUGUGUUUUGACCAGUUUGUGUUCAAGCUGAGUGACCAGAUCUUCUCCUACUACAAGCAUCUAGCUGGAAGCAUUAUGCUGGACAAGCGGUUCCGAGCCGAGUGUGCCAGUCAAGGGGCCAAGAUAUUCUACCCUGUGGCUAACCGCUACUCAACGCUGCUCAAACAGAGACAUGUCCAGAUACUGGGUCGUUCAUUUGACUUGAACCGUCUAGUGAGUCAGCGACUGAAUGCAGCACUACAGAAGGCCCUGGAUGUUGCCAUCUCACGAUUCGAGUCCCAGGACAUCACUGGUGUUAUGGAACUAGAAGGUUUGAUAGAGGUCAACCGACUUUGUCACAAACUCCUGUCAGAACUGGUCGUACUCAACAACUUCGAUGCCAUGCUGAGCGAGGCCAACCAUAAUGUGUCAGCUCCUUAUGGGCGGAUAACUCUGCAUGUCUUCUGGGAACUCAACUAUGACUUCUUGCCAAACUAUUGUUACAACGCUGCCACAAACAGGUUUGUGAAGACGCGACUGCCAUUUGUGACCGAUGCCAAGCGAGACAAGCCACUCAACCCUUCCCAGUAUUACAUCUGGGGCACCAAGGUGUUGAAUACCUCCUACAACACCAUCUACAGCCUGUACUCCGGGUUCAUCGGUCCGCCACACUUCAGGGCAAUCUGCCGGCUCCUCGGCUACCAGGGCAUUGCAGUCGUCAUUGAAGAACUGCUCAAAACUGUCGAGGGCUUCCUGAAGGAGACGACGAUGGAGUAUGUGCGGACGUUGAUGCGAGUGAUGCCCGAGAGCUGCAAGCUGCUCAGAUAUGACUACGGAUCUCCAGGUGUGAUGGGGUACUACCAGGCCCAGCUGACAGACCUCAUUCAGUAUCCUGACUUGAGGACCGAGGUGUUCCAGAGCUUCAGGGAGAUGGGCAAUGCCAUUCUGUUCACUCUGCUGGUUGAACAGGCACUGACCCAGGAGGAAGUGUGCGACUUGAAGCAUGCAGCACCUUUCCAGAACAUCAUACCCAAACCGUUCAUCCAUGUCAAAGAAGCUGACAAUCGGAAGAAUCGUGAUGAGGACCUGAAACAAGCGAUGAAGCAGCUGGAGAAGAAGUAUGCGGCGCUGCAGAUCGUAUCAGUCAUCAAGAAACUGGGGAACCAGACGCAAGCUGACAUUGCUGCGGAGGGUGACCUGUUGACGCGAGAACGCCUCUGCUGUGGACUGUCCAUGUUCGAGGUCGUCCUCAACCGCAUCAAGUCCUUCCUCAACGAACCCCUGUGGCAUGGCAUGCCUCCUGUCAACGGCGUCAUGAACGUCGACAAGUGCACCGAAUUCCAUCGCCUCUGGUCAGCUGUACAGUUUGUGUUCUGUAUGCCUGUAGGAGAGAACGAAUUCACCGUGGAAGAGCUGUUUGGUGAGGGUCUGAACUGGGCUGGAUGUACGCUGAUCAUGUUGCUAGGGCAACAACGGAGGUUCGAGUGUCUGGACUUCUGUUAUCACAUACUGCGAGUCAACCGAGUCGACAUGAAGGAUGAAAAUGUCAAGGGCAUUCAACUGAAGAGAAUGGUAGAUCGCAUCCGCAAAUUCCAGAUCCUCAACAACCAAAUUUUCUCGGUUCUCAACAAAUACAUGAAGACAAGUGACACAGAGAGUAUGCCAGUGGAACAUGUUCGCUGCUUCCCACCACCAAUCCACCAGUCACUCGCAACAACCAUCUGAGUCACUGGAAUAUGGGGAGCCCAGUGGAUGAAACGUCAGCUCAUUACCACAUAGGGUUUGAUUCCCAGUGUCAGUGUUUUACAGCACAUUCUGGUGUUCCAGCAGUGAUAUAGCUGGACUGAGUCACUGGAAACAAGGGAGCCUUGUGGAUGAAGCGUUAGCUCAUCGGGUUUGAUUCCCAUUAUCAGUACAAUGUUUAUUUCACAGCCCAUUCUGGAGUUCCAGCUUUGAUAUAGCUGGACUGUUUCAGAAAGCAGCAUAUUUGUAACACCCCACCUACUCUAUUGCAUGGUAGAAACUUGGUAGUUUGUAUAUUCCCAAGUCUUUAAACCAACGACCCUUCCUAGUGUUGAUUAUUUGAUAAGUCUUGAUCCAAAUCUGUUUACCUGUUACACAGAAAUGUUGAAGUCACUUUCAGUAUGUACAAACUGACCAUAAACUGAGAGUCUGUAAAGAUAUGCUGAUGCAGCAGUUUGUUUAAUACAAGAUGUGGAACACCUGGAUUGUGUAGACAAUAUGCCAUAAAUGGUAAGUCAGUACAAGUGAUCCAAUUAAUGGCAAAAUCAUUAUUUACAUGCUUUACUAUGGUGGACAUUGCUUCAUACCAGAAUGGACCAACUGAAUAACUGAACAAUUUUCACUAGAAACUCUAUAUGAGCUUCUUUCCCAUGUUGGGAGUACUUGUGAUGAGCCAGGUAACCAUACUUUCUUCUUUAUAUAGUAUGCAGAGUGCCACAGAUCUAUACAGUCAGUCAGAAAUAUUUUACUUCCAUAAAUAAAUAUGGAGUUUUUAGUUCACUGCGAUGGGCUUUGAACUUUGAAACUAACACAACAUUUCAUGUAUACUAUAAAUUGAAUUAUGAAUGGAUAGGGUAUUGUUUUAUUUUUGUUACAAGCUUGUCCUUACGGACACAAUUGUGAAAUAUUUGUGUAAAAUAUAACACUUUUCCCCAUGUUUUGUACAUCUUACAUGAAAUCAAGGUUUUGAAUAUACUCAGCUCAGUAUCCACCCAGACACUGUCUAAAGCUGAUAGUAUCUUAUGCUUAUACUUAUUUUUCUUUUGCGUCUGUCACUAUGAGAUAUGAUGCUAUGGUGAUUGUAUUUGAGUUGGAUUUCCUGGUGAUUUUAGGUAAUAUUCAUUAAAUCAUGUUUCAAGGUCUCUGCAUUGAUGAUCAAGUUUGCGCUUGGUAGAUCUUCAUGUUGUAGACAACUUGCCAUUUACAAAUCUCCCGCUAUUUCAGAAGUUUAUUUUUAUUGCAUUGAUGUGCUUGAAUAACUGCAUUUCAUACCUUUAUUUGUGGCUUAUAGUUGUUUGAGACCAAUUAGAGAUCUGAUGUCACCAUUGACUUAAAUGUGCCAAUAUAUGAUAAGAAAUAGAACAGAAAACAUUAAUCAAUAUAUUGGGGAAGCUCCUCCAUAAGUUUGGUGUGUAUUUUGUUUACUUUGUAUACUUUAGAUGGACCAGUUUUGUAUGCAGAACAAGGGGAGAUUACUCUAAACAUCACUUGCAUCAUUUGAAUAUUACUUCCAAACGAACUAAGAGUGUUUGUUGGUCAUUCACAACCAUUAUAUAAUGUUAUUCAUUACACAUAUAAGUAAACUGUAGUCUUCUUCAAGUUUUGGGUAUUUUUUUCCCUUGUAUUUAUUCUUGAAAAUUAUUUACCUUGUUAAUCACUACUUCAUCGUUGCUUGAUUUUGCCAUGUUUGAUUGCCCUAUGCUUGUUAUCCGAACGUCAUAUUUCGCAGGUAGAGAUUUUUCAUUACAACAUCAUGAGACAUCAGAAGGAGUUUAUUUUAGCAUUUUCUAUUCUCAUCAUUUUACAAGUAAGCUUUCCAUAGAUCCUCCUUAUGCAAAUUACCUUCUUAAAUUUUUUAGAUCAGUCAUAAGACAAAGUCUCUGAUGUUUGUCCGGAAACAUAAUGUGUUAAUUCAUCUUAUUUAACCCACUUGAUACCAAUCAAACAAUCAAACACUUCAUUUACAUGUUUGAACAUACAAUUAGGUUUUCUUUGAGACAUAUAGGGUGAAUGAAUUUUUGGUACUUUAUAACUGUGAUGAAGUCAUGUUGUCAUCACGAGAGGCAAGUGCAAUCAAAUGUCAGAUACGGUUUUCUAUAAGUGCUUGGAUGAAAGAUGCCACUUACCUCAUUGAUGUUGAUUGUCUGUGAAUUUCCUAUGGGAAGUAAUUUCCUGUCUGUGUUUUACAUUGCCUGUGUCUUUUCAUACUAGAAAACAAUAUUAGCCUGCCUUACUACAUCCCUGUUGAAUGGGACCCUUGCAGAGUUGUGUCCCUUUGGUAUGUCUAGAUCUGCUAGUUUUGUUUGAAACCCAAAUUCUGGCUGGUCAGUCAGCAACAUAACUGUUCUUGUGGAUCUGACCAAGGUGAUAAGGGUCUAUUACCCUUUGAUGGUCCCUAUGAUUAGGCCCAAUGUUUCAAUAUAGUAACUACUAAAAGACUAUUUUCCUAAAAACUCAUUUUGUUAUUCUGUUCCUAUUUUUCUGAUAAUAUUCAUGAUAGGAAUUCAUAGCUCCAGCAUAGCUAUAAAAUAUGAUAAUGCAUGCAUUCUACAUUGUUCUACAUUCUUUUUAUUGCGAUAAGUUUGAAUAGACAUAGGCAGUUUUAGAUCAGUUAGUCUUCUAUGCAUAGUUGUGUGGUAGCUAGUAUCUGUGAUAAUUCAGACAUGUUGACUGGCUCAGGGUGGAACGGAAGCUUGGUUGUAGAUUCUUGUAGUGUUGCUGUGCUUGUCUCUGUAUUAUGUUGUGUCGCCUCUCACAGGAGCUUUAUUUGCUUUCAGAAACUAGAAACGAUUAUGCUGGAUAAAUAAGGAGAUUCUCUGUGAAUCUGAGGAUUCGAAUUUGAUCAUUGUCUGAUGUUGCCCAUUUCUCAAAACGAGGGUCACAUAGUUAUUGUGUUUGUGUAAUACGACAUGAUUUUCAUAUUAUAAUAACUAAGAGUAAUAUUUUUUCUGAAGAAUUCACAUGUUAUUUAUGCAUGGUCAGAUAUACAUGUGAAAGAUAUUUUGGUUUCUUUUUAGAAAUAUUCGGCUUUGUCCAUGACUGCAUUUAAACCACAUACACUUGACUUGUUUUUCUAAACAAGAUUAACCUAAUUGUAGGCCAUGGAAAUAUGACAUUGACCAUUAUGCAUGUUCCUUGUGGUCCCCGGGGAGGGUGGUGGGGUAGCCUAGUGGUUAAAGCAUCCGCUCGUCACACCAAAGACCUGGGUUUGAUUCCCCACAUGGGUACAAUGUGUGAGGCCCAUUUCUGGUGGUAAUGCUGGAAUAUUGCUAAAAGUGGCGUAAAACCAUACUCACUCACUCUCUUGGGUGAGCUUGCAGUUUGGUACUUGCUGUUUGGAAUACAGUAGUCCCCUGUUAUAUAUCUAUAGAUAACUAGGACAGGUUUAUCUAGGAUUUCUAAGAGGCUGGGGUCAAGCCGCAAGUCUGUGCCAAUGUUAGUAAGAAAAUCCCAAACUGGAAUUAUAGCAUUGCCUAUGUGAUGUCUUGGGUUAUGUAAGUCACUGAUAUCAAGACCCAUAAAGAAUAAGAGGCUUUAAUGGUUAGGUGUUCAUAAUAGAAUAAAAACAAAUUAUUAAUAUAAUGAUAAAAUAUUAUGUUUAAAAUGCUGAUUUCAACAAAAUAAUCAUUUUAGAAUAUUCCAAUUUUGUACAAAAUAAUAUCAUUUUCACAAUUUGCUUGCAAUCCUUGUAGUUUGGAAUCCAGAUAUAUUCCUGACUUGACUUCAGUACUUAUAUAGACCUGAAGCAUUGCUUAAUGUCACAGUGUGUACAUAUACAGAGCAAUCAAGGGUUUGUAUAUUGUAACUGGGGCCAUAGGUAGUGCACUAUUUUGAAGGCAUAUUGUUCUGUAGUAUCACCCAGGUAUCAAGUAAUAUGUUGGAUAAUGUUCUUUCAUGGGAACAAUUUCAAUAUUGUACAGUUCAUGAUCAAUAUUGUACAGUUCAUGAUGCUGUUUGUACAGUUUUGUUCUGAGUAGAAAUCAUCCCGUUUUCAGAAUAUCAACAUUUUGUAAAGCCUUUUUCCUACCAUUGAAUUUAUGCUCUAUAUCAUUGAAUAAACAUUUAACAAAU